Molecule: messenger RNA, 3742 nt
Organism: Liolophura sinensis
Lineage: Eukaryota; Metazoa; Mollusca; Polyplacophora; Chitonida; Chitonidae
Product: serine/threonine-protein kinase PLK1-like
Exons: 13
Coding region: 133-1911 (592 amino acids)
Biological process (GO): mitotic spindle organization; protein phosphorylation
Cellular component (GO): centrosome; cytoplasm; nucleus
Molecular function (GO): protein binding; ATP binding; protein serine/threonine kinase activity
Source: RefSeq, a predicted model, not a curated record
AAAAGCUCACAAGCUGAAGAUAACAACUGGCCGAACGACACCACGUUUUAUCCUUUUUGCUUGCUGAGCUCUCGGAACUUUGUCUGGGUAUAUUUUUCUGUUUCUAAGAAGAAGCCCUGGACACUUGAGAAAAUGGCUUCGGUCAAAAGUAGACCAGAAAUUGGUAGCAGUAUACCUGAAAUUUUAUUCGACCCGUCCACUAACAAACGGUACACGAAAGGACGAUUUCUUGGAAAGGGAGGAUUUGCAAAGUGCUAUGAGCUGGUUGAUAGCGAAACUAAGGAAAUAUUUGCAGGAAAAAUUGUACCAAAAUCCUUGCUGGUUAAGCCCCAUCAGAAAGAAAAGAUGACACAAGAGAUCAGUAUACACAGGUCCUUAGCACAUCUCCAUGUUGUGAAAUUCCACUCGUUCUUUGAGGACAAGGACAAUGUGUACAUCCUGCUGGAGCUGUGCCGAAGACGGUCUCUCAUGGAACUUCACAAGAGGAGGAAGGCUGUUACUGAGCCAGAGGCUCGAUACUUUGUGCGUCAAGUGGUCAGUGCUUGCCAGUAUCUGCACAACAAUAAGGUGAUCCACAGAGACCUAAAGCUGGGUAAUCUCUUCCUUAAUGAUGAAAUGGACAUUAAGGUUGGGGACUUUGGACUGGCAACAAAGCUGGACUUUGAAGGGGAAAGAAAAAGAACCUUAUGUGGAACACCCAACUACAUUGCACCUGAGGUACUUGGAAAGAAAGGCCAUAGCUUUGAAGUGGAUGCCUGGUCUUUAGGAUGUAUAUUAUUCACUCUGCUGGUAGGAAAACCCCCAUUUGAGACCACUUGUCUCAAGGACACGUACAUGAGGAUCAAGAAGAACGAGUAUCACAUUCCACCGCGGAUCAGCCUGCCGGCACGUAACUUAAUCACAAAGUUACUUCGGGCUGACCCUACGGCCAGGCCAAGCAUGGAUAGUGUGAUGGAAGAUGAGUUCUUCACAGCAGGUUACUUGCCCAGUCGCCUGCCCACGAGCUGUCUGACAAUGGCCCCCAGGUUUGGAGGCACUCAGAGGAGGAUUCUCACUGAGAUUAAUGGCACAGAACAACAAACAGAAGUCACUGGAAAUCGGCCAAUGACUGCUGGUGUCAAGAAGGACAGUCGAGGAGGAAGUGGUCCAUAUGGCCAGGAAUCUUCCAGGCCAGGCACAGCCCCAGCCGGUCCCAACAAACCAGCUAACUCCGAGACUGAUAUGCAAGACCUACAUGAUCAAAUAGCUUCUGUCAUUGCUUCUCGGCCGGCAGAGAAGGCAGGCGCUUGUGAAGAUGAGGCUGAGGACCCCGCAGCCAUGCCUAUCUACUGGGUGAGCAAAUGGGUGGAUUAUUCGGAUAAGUACGGCCUGGGCUACCAGCUCUGUGAUAACAGCGUCGGAGUGCUCUUCAAUGACAGCAGCCGCCUCAUUCUGUUGGCCAAUGGGGAAAAUAUUCAGUACAUCGAGAGGAAUGGCACAGAAUAUUUCUACACCUUGAAGUCUUACUCUGAACCUCUGAUGAAGAAAAUUACCCUGCUGAAGUAUUUCAGGAGCUAUAUGAGUGAACAUCUCCUCAAGGCUGGUGCAAACAUGACCCCACGGGAAACGGACGAGUUGACCAGGUUGCCAUUCAUGAAGGCAUGGUUCCGAACCCGCAGUGCUAUAGUUCUGCACCUGAGUAAUGGAACCCUACAGAUCAAUUUCUUCCAAGACCACACAAAGAUAAUAUUGUGUCCAUUGAUGGGAGCUGUGACCUACAUUGAUGAGAGUAAAAACUUUCGGGUGUUCCGCCUUAAACAGUUGGAGCGCUACGGCUGUUCACAAGAGCUUCUUACUCGUCUUGAAUAUGCCUUCAGCAUUGUGGAGAGGCUACUCAAGGGGAGGUCACUCUCCUCUGUCAAGGAACGUUAACCUGUGAUACCACAGAGAGGGUGAGAAAAGCCAAAACAAGCAUGACACACACCUGUCCUGCAGAGAUUGGAUCUAUGUCGUUAUCUGUGGGUACGGUGGGUGAGUCGCCUCCUGACUCUGGAGGAGAUUCUUUAGAACUCUGUGAUCAGAUCAAGUGUAAUGAAAUUCAGCUUCUGUCCAAAACCGCUGGGCAAGAGAUUGUGACUUGUGCCAACAGUUUGAGUGUACAUACUUAUUUUUUGAUCAUGAGUGUAAUAUGAUUCUUAAAUACCACCAGUGUUAAUAAUUUGCAAUACAAGUGCUGGGAUCUUUUUCAUUUAUCAUCCUCAAAAAUAAUUAUGACGUUUUUCUUGUAUGUCAGGAUAGUAAUUGGGCUUUUCCCGAAUGAACAAUGACUACGGUUCUUUUUUGCUUUAUAUGGUAGAGAAAUGUUUAAAAUUAGAUGGAAAUGUGGGUGACCUUACCAUUAUAUAAUCUAGUUAUCAUAAAGAAUUAUGUGAUGAAGUGUGCUUGUGAUUGGAGGUUGUUGACAGGGGUACGGUACAUAUGUUGUUACGCUGCUAUGGCUGAUGUAUCUUCAUGUGCAUGUUGUGCAUGGAACGUUUGUGUUUAAUUUCUUAGUAAGCUGUGGAUUGUGAGGUUAUUUGAUUAAUGUAUGUAAAAACAAGGAAAUCUAUUUAACAACUACAGAAAGGAAAAAAUACAGAACGAUGUAAUGAGAAUGAUCAGCUAAUCCAACAUUAAUUUCCCUGUGCUUUCUCACCCAUCCCCCUUUUAGCUGCGUGGUGUAGGACUCUGAGGAAAACGGUAGUGACUUCAGACAGAGGAGGUGGGAGUAGUAGAAAGGAUAUGGGGAAUCAGCUGCAAAAUUAUUUAAGAAUAUUUGGAGACACUUUUGUGGACUCUUUUUCUCAGACUAUGAUCUUGUCCUAGAACAUUUCAACAAUCAUUUAAAUAUACAGUAUAAUGUUUUAUUUUUGAAACUUGUAUGUUCUGUACAAGCAGACUGACAUGAUUGAGUGGAAAUAUUUUUGUACAACGUAAAAUUCAGGUGAAAUCUUUAUCUCUGAGGUGCAGGUGAAAGUGUGGAAAUUGAAAUAUUUUUUAUGUUUCCAGGCUGAAGGCAUAGCUGUGUAUUUGAAUUAUACAGGUUGAAGGAAAUACCUGCUACUAUAUUAGGUCCCUCCACCAAUAUUUUUUGUUCUUUUGCAAAUGUAAUUGUUCUGUGCAAAUAAAAUAUUUCAUUUUGUUCUAAAACAAUAAGUUAAACCCCUUGCAUACUUGAGUAGAGCAAGGGGAUUUUAGUGCUUGUGUGUUUUAUUUUUCAACAUUCACAUUCAUAUGUAUGUAGGCUAUGAGGUUGAUUCAAACAGUAAUUACACUCUUUGUUACACUGAAAUUGAAAUGUUAAAGCGUCUACUCCAUCCAUUUACUGUAUUUCAGAAAUUUUUUUUUUUUGGACACGACUUCUUUCCUGAGGAAACCAUGUAAACAUGACAGUGCUAUUUUUCUCAAUUGAUUAAGCUGAUAUACCGUAGAGCUUCAAGUGAUUUUCUAUGUCCACAAAUCGUAGUUUUCAGCAAGCACCUACAAUGUAUGUGGAUUAUUGUUUUAGAGUAAAGAUGUAAUGUUAUUACUUGAACGUAGAACAUUGUACAAUUUUUUUUCUGAAGAGGUCCAGUGUUGACAACCUGUACCUAUUGACCUCUUGGCUGUGGUGUGGCAUACAUAGUCACGUUAUGUACAAAACAUAUUAUUACACAUUCAUUAUUGUUUUUGUCAUCCGAGAGCCAAUUACAUCAUUGCUUAAAACAAUGCGAAUAAAAUGUAA